This is a messenger RNA of Papaver somniferum (opium poppy), 1892 nucleotides long. Its product is annotated as probable serine/threonine-protein kinase PBL26. The transcript is spliced from 5 exons. The coding region runs from base 309 to 1592 and encodes 427 amino acids. Gene Ontology annotation, biological process: protein phosphorylation. Gene Ontology annotation, molecular function: ATP binding; protein kinase activity. The record is from RefSeq and is a predicted model, not a curated record. NCBI's taxonomy places the organism in Eukaryota, Viridiplantae, Streptophyta, Magnoliopsida, Ranunculales, Papaveraceae.
CUCUUGGAACCUUUGGGUUCUCGGGGAGAAAUCUCUCUCUGCAUUGGAAUUGCCGGAAAAUUCAUUCUGUGAGUAGUAUUAUGUUGUGGAUAAGCAUUCGGUAGUAUUGGUCUCUAAUCUUUUUGUUUGGGUUUCAAAGUAUAAUUGUAUUUUUAUAUUUUCAUGGUCUUCACAAAUAGGUGAAGUUUCAGAACCUUUUCUCUACAAUACAUCUGGGUUUGUGAAUUGGGCGCUUUUUUUUGCCUCUUGGUAUUGCGAUCGGUGAUUAGUUGAACAGUUUUCAUAAGUAAUUAAUUUGCUCCGACACCAUGAGUUGUUUCCCGUGUUUUGGGUCAAAUGAGAAGAGAGCGGCAAAAAGAAAAACGAGCCCACAAUGCUCGCCGCAAUUUGACGAUAAAGAAGUAAGGCAUCAUGCAACAUCGGUACCGCUACCACAGGCUCCAGAGGAAAAUAUUAGAACACCAAAGACCCAAGACGAAACAAAGCAACAAAGCGAAGCCACCAGCAAAGAGGGAAAUGGAAAUAUUGCUGCACAAACAUUUACGUUUCGUGAGUUAGCCACAGCAACUAAGAACUUCAGACAGGAAUGUCUACUGGGAGAAGGUGGAUUUGGAAGAGUCUACAAGGGGCGUCUUGAAAAUGGUGGCCAGCUUGCGGCUAUUAAGCAACUCGACCGGAAUGGAUUGCAAGGAAAUAAAGAGUUUCUCGUUGAAGUGUUGAUGUUGAGUCUCCUUCACCAUCCAAAUCUGGUAAAUCUUAUAGGCUAUUGUGCUGAUGGAGAUCAGAGGCUUUUGGUUUAUGAGUAUAUGCCACGCGGAUCCUUAGAAGAUCAUCUAUUAGAUAUCGGAUCAGAUCAAAAGCCACUAGGGUGGUUUACAAGAAUGAAAAUAGCUACAGGUGCAGCUAAAGGUCUGGAGUAUUUGCACGAUAAGGCAAAUCCCCCAGUUAUCUACCGUGAUCUGAAAUCAUCCAACAUCUUGCUGGAUGAAGAGUUCAAUCCAAAACUCUCCGAUUUUGGGCUUGCGAAGCUUGGUCCUGUUGGGGAGAAGCAACAUGUUUCUUCUAGAGUGAUGGGUACGUAUGGAUAUUGUGCUCCAGAGUAUGUAAGAACAGGCCAGUUGACUGUGAAGUCGGAUGUAUACAGUUUCGGAGUUGUUUUACUCGAACUAAUCACUGGGCGAAGAGCAAUUGACACCACCAAACCAACCCAAGAGCAAAAUUUGGUUUCUUGGGCGCACCCCAUGUUUAAGGAGCCAAAGAGGUAUCCAGAAUUAGCAGAUCCCCUACUUGAAGGUGAUUUCCCAGUAAGAGGUUUAAAUCAAGCGGUUGCUGUUGCAGCCAUGUGCCUUCAAGAGGAAGCUCAAGUUCGUCCGUUGAUUAGUGAUGUUGUUACUGCACUCAGUUUCCUGUCAGUGGGUCCAAUUGAAGAAGGAUCUUCCACACCUGAUCCUCUUCCGCAUCCAGAAGAAGAAGAAGAUGAUGAUAAAGAAAGGAAGGACGAAGAAAGUUCAGAGGAACGUCAACGAGCCGUUGCUGAAGCCAUAGAAUGGGGUGCUAAUACAAGAGAAGAAAGCAAAAGAUCUCAUGGCUAAUGUCGCAGUUAUUUUCUUUGUUUGUAAAAUCUUUACAUCCUUUUGUUCGAUGAUUGCAACAACUACUUUUGAGCUCGGUUUUCUUUCUUUUCUUGGUAAAUGGAUACCUUAUACAUAUGACACCAUUUCCUCUGUAAGAGUGAUAUUUUGGUCGGAUUAGGGUAUUGUCUCUCUCUCUCUGUCUUUCUAGUAUUUAUUGGGGGGGAAGGACUUGAAAUGAGAUUUGACUUCUCUACCCAUCUUUCUUCUAUGUUUUGAAUUGCAGUUUCCUAUAUCCUAUAAAAAUUUAUGUUCUAGUAA